AUGUUAGCUCAAGGCCGUGUUCGUGAACGCUUUCCAGAUCUCCCGGUCCUCCACAUUGCUGACUGCACCGCUGCAGCCGCGCGCGGUGCUGGGCCGGUAGGUCUUCUUGGAACGGAGCCUACGAUGCGGGAUGGCUCCUGGUUGAAGGAGAGGCUUGCGCUCCACGGCGUCGAGGUUGUGGUGCCGCCCGCAGAGGAGGAUCGGCAGCGUUGUUAUAAGAUCAUUUGCGAUGAGCUCAGCUUCGAUAUCUUCACUGAGGAGUCCCGCAGAUUCAUGUCGGAGAUGGCGAGGAAGCUCCACGGCGAGUGGGGUGGCACGGGAGGUGUCAUUCUGGGCUGCACGGAGAUCGAGCUUUUACUGCGGCCAGGGGACGUGCCAGAUGUUCCUCUGUUCCGCUCAGCGGACCUCCACAUCGAUGCAGCAGCGCGCGUCCAAGCUGGCCAGGUCUCUCUCGAGUCUUUCUUGCCGCCAGCCAUGCUGAGCUAA
Molecule: messenger RNA, 486 nt
Organism: Symbiodinium pilosum
Lineage: Eukaryota; Dinophyceae; Suessiales; Symbiodiniaceae
Source: the annotation of a GenBank genome assembly